This is a messenger RNA of Schistosoma spindalis, 852 nucleotides long. The record is from the annotation of a GenBank genome assembly. NCBI's taxonomy places the organism in Eukaryota, Metazoa, Platyhelminthes, Trematoda, Strigeidida, Schistosomatidae.
AUGAUGUUUCAAAUAAAGGAAGCAAAAGAAAAGCAAUUCUUCCUGACUGAUGAUAAUGGAAACAUCAUACCCGGAACAUAUAGAACACCGGUCGGAGAAGUUAAAAUUAAAAAGAUUGAAGCAUCAGGAAAUUGCGAUGUCGUGUCACUCGCGCGCUCAAUGAACGACAAUUUCGCGUCAAGAACCAAAGAGUUGUUUUCUCCAGAGGUGGAAGCUGUGAAAGAAGCUAUCAAAACAGGUAUAUAUGUUGCAUGGAGACCAAUAGAUAAACCUUGGAACCAACAAGAUUGUCAACGCGUGUGUUCUAUUUCUCGUUGUUUUUGCGGACACUCUUUAAAUCAACAUGAAGCGCUUUCUGUGAGCAAAGCAUUUCCAAAGUGCAAUCAGACUGGAUGCUCAUGCAAACGGUUCAAGUUUGUUCCCAGUAGACCAGAAGAAGUUGGUGAAUUUUGGUUAACUAGACGCAGUGAUUUUGAUCGUAAUUUGUACCGUGUAAAAUGCAAGUGUAAGCACACUCAUGAAGAACAUGUGGCUGAUCUAGUUCCUUAUCGAUGUAAAGUUAAAAGAUGCAACUGUUCAGGAUUUUCAUCAGCUUUCCUUUGCGCUGCAUGUGACAAGCACUGGCAUGAGCAUCAAACAGUUUUUGAAACUGAAACGGAACGUAAAGCUGAAGGACGUCCAGUUGGUGAAGGAUGGAUUCCAUUUGCUGAACUACCAGAAUUAGCUAAAAUUGCACUGACUGGUGUUGAUAAUCCAGAUAUUCAAACAUUAACUGAUGCUUUGCCAGUAAGUUCUCGUCAAACUCUUCUAGAUAAACAAACUUUACCUGCUAUCGCUGGACCAAAAGAUUAA